AUGCGUCGCUUCUUUGUUGAAGUCUUAGAGACCGGUCGAAACUUUUAUUAUCGAACGUUGCGGAAGUUCAGAAAUGAGGAAAAUGAGGAUCUGGAUUCGGAAGAACGUGCUGCGCUCAGCCAAUCGGCUGAACGUAUUUUUGCGCCAGAAUCCACGGACGACGAAUCAUCCGCUAUUCGGCUGUCACGCCGCUCAUCUGUUCUCGUAAUUUUUCAGCUAUUGGCGCCAUUUGUAAUAAUUCUGCAGUUAAUUUUUUACUGUUUCUUGAGCCUGUCGAAGCUCAUGGAAGAGGAAGCCACCGAUGUCACUGCCAGCUUGUGA
Gongylonema pulchrum is the source of this 321-nucleotide messenger RNA. Lineage: Eukaryota; Metazoa; Nematoda; Chromadorea; Rhabditida; Gongylonematidae. The record is from the annotation of a GenBank genome assembly.